Solanum pennellii is the source of this 717-nucleotide messenger RNA. RefSeq lists its product as uncharacterized. The record is from RefSeq and is a predicted model, not a curated record. Bases 1 to 717 code for a protein of 238 amino acids. The transcript is spliced from 2 exons. NCBI's taxonomy places the organism in Eukaryota, Viridiplantae, Streptophyta, Magnoliopsida, Solanales, Solanaceae.
AUGUCGAAUUUAUCCAAACUUGAGUUUGUGGCAUUAGAUAUUUCUGGAAAGAAUUAUCUUUCAUGGGUACUCGAUGCUGAGAUUCACUUGGCUGCUAAAGGUCUUGAUGCCACUAUUACUCAGGGAAAUGAAUCAUCGAGUCAAGAUAAGGUGAAGGCUAUGAUUUUCCUUCGUCAUCAUCUUGAUGAGGGCCUGAAGAUUGAAUAUCUGACGUUAAAAGAUCCACUUGAAUUGUGGACUGAUUUAAAGGGGAGAUAUGACCAUCUAAAGGCAAUAGUGUUGCCAAGAGCUCGUUAUGAGUGGAUGCAUUUACGGGUUCAAGAUUUUAAGACCGUAAUUGAAUACAACUCUGUUGUAUUCAGGAUAACUGCCCAGUUAAAAUUAUGUGGGGAGACUAUAAAAGAUGAGGACAUAUUGGAAAAGAAACUUACUACUUUCCAUGCCUCAAAUGUGAUAUUGCAGCAACAACAUCGUGAAAAGAAUUUUCAGAAAUAUUUUGAACUAAUCUCAUGUCUUUUGGUGGCUGAGCAACAUAAUGCUCUUUUAAUGAAAAAUCAUGAAGUUCGUCCUACUGGAGCUGCUCCAUUACCGGAGGCAAAUGUGGUGGAAGCACGUGAUCAAUCCGAAAAAGGAAAUAAAAGUGGUGCUUCCUCUUCCAAUGCUCGAGCUGAGUCACAUAUGACUCUUAAAGAUGAUGAUAAACCGGGAACAUCUUAG